UAACUUCACAUUCUACAUUACAAUUUUACAUGACCCAUUUUUGUUGACGUUGUAAGUGAAUUGAGUUAUUUUUUUUUUAGCUGAAAAUGUUAAUUUAAAAGAAAUUACUUAGAAGUAUUUUGAGCAAUAUGAUGCAAUUUAUGUUGCUGUUUAGCCGACAAGGCAAGCUUCGUUUACAAAAAUGGUACGUCGCCCAUCCAGACAAAUUAAAAAAGAAAAUCACGAGAGAGCUGAUUACCACAAUAUUAGCUCGAAAACCAAAGAUGUGCAGUUUUCUUGAAUGGAGGGACCUCAAAAUUGUCUAUAAAAGAUAUGCAAGUUUGUAUUUCUGUUGUGCAAUAGAACAGGAUGAUAAUGAACUGUUAACUUUGGAAGUUAUACAUAGAUAUGUUGAGUUGCUUGAUAAGUAUUUUGGAAGUGUGUGCGAGUUGGAUAUAAUUUUUAACUUUGAGAAGGCCUAUUUUAUUUUGGAUGAAUUAAUGUUAGGUGGGGAGAUUCAGGAAACCAGUAAGAAGAAUGUAUUGAAAGCAAUAGCUGCUCAGGAUCUCUUACAAGAGGAGGAGACACCACAAGGAUUCUUUGAUGACCAUGGACUAGGUUAAGAAGACCUUUAUUUUCUUAUUAUCAGUUAUAAGGUUCUUUAAGUAUUAAGUUUUUAUUUUAUUUAACGCAAAAUAAUGCAACUACUUAAGUAUUGAAAUAUAUGACAUUUUUUUUUAUUUUACUUAAUAUAAAUAAUUAUAUAUUUUAUGUAACUCCAGACAAAAGGUGAUUACUGAAAAUAAAGACAUUUUUAAAAGUGUAA
Messenger RNA from Sitophilus oryzae (rice weevil), 805 nucleotides. It is a transcript of the gene AP-1sigma, whose product is annotated as AP-1 complex subunit sigma-2. The transcript is spliced from 5 exons. Gene Ontology annotation, cellular component: AP-1 adaptor complex; membrane coat; intracellular membrane-bounded organelle. The record is from RefSeq and is a predicted model, not a curated record. The coding region runs from base 129 to 602 and encodes 157 amino acids. Lineage: Eukaryota; Metazoa; Arthropoda; Insecta; Coleoptera; Curculionidae. Gene Ontology annotation, biological process: vesicle-mediated transport; intracellular protein transport. Gene Ontology annotation, molecular function: clathrin-cargo adaptor activity.